AUGUGCUGCAAUUCUACCGCCUAUCGCGACUCUUUCAAUUCUGCUCGGAUAAAAUCUUCAAAAGAAAAUCAUCGUCCGAUAAAAUUUGUUCGCUUUCAAGUUCCUCCAGAAACUUGUAUUUCCUGCGAAGAGCUCACGAAGAGAGCGAGAAAAUCGAGGCGAAAGCUGACGAAAAUGUAUCCAAGCUCGGCGGCUGAGUAUAGCGAGCCAUACGAACAAGCGCCAAAGUCAAUUCUCCUGAACUCGUCGGAAAAUCAGCCUCAAGACCUGAAUCAAGGGCGCAAGAGCAUCAGAGUAAGCAAAUACGUCACAGAUGGAGAAGUGACGAGGAUGAAAGUCAAGUACAAAAAACAACGAUCAAAUAAGCUUUUAGAGCUCACGAACAAGGCGCUAGAAGAAGGAGCAAAAGCGGAGAAAAAUGCAGUUGAAAAUACAGAUCGAGCGCGGAAAAUUCAUGAGAAGCAGGAACAAAUUUAUGAUGAGUUUGUCAAAGCAGAAACUCGAAGCAAAGAGAUCAACAGGGGGAUGAUGUUCUCGCUCAUUUGUGUGCCUCUUCGAAAAAUAACCCGUUGCUUCCGGAAAGAAAAGAAGCGCGAGCGGGCAUACUACGAAGAAAGCGAAAAAGAAAAGCUUCGUCGAGAACGGGUUGAAAGAGUCGAAAGAAAUCAUCAACGUCGCGUCAGUUCUGUCGAUCCACCGAGAAAAUCCGUCCAGCUUCGACAAGCGCGAGCCGGAGUAGCCACGGGUUUUUGA
This is a messenger RNA of Oikopleura dioica, 753 nucleotides long. The record is from the annotation of a GenBank genome assembly. Lineage: Eukaryota; Metazoa; Chordata; Appendicularia; Copelata; Oikopleuridae.